[Candida] anglica is the source of this 2658-nucleotide messenger RNA. The record is from the annotation of a GenBank genome assembly. Lineage: Eukaryota; Fungi; Ascomycota; Pichiomycetes; Serinales; Debaryomycetaceae.
AUGGAUAAAGAGAUUAUGGGCGUGUAUUACGGGAUACCGAGAAUGCUUCUACCGUUCUGUUUCUCGGCUCUCGUCUCGUCGUUAGGUGUAUCUCUUCAACCUUCAAAAAAUAUUCUGCUAUUGGUGUUCACCAUCUCAGGGUUCAUCUUGUGUGCUGGAAUACCAGUAAGUUUAAUAAUACACAAUUAUCGAUAUGUCCAGCUCUCGCAGGCGAUAUUGGCUGUUUGUUUGAUAUUCCAACUAGUCAGUGGUCUUAUAUGGCUUACUGAUUUAGUAGGCAUCGAUAAUAGCAAUGAUUUGAAUAGUUCUAAUGGACAUCAUAUUGAACAAGCCAUGGUCAUUCUAUUCAUUCUUAAUCAAAUCAUUAGUUUUAUUUCACUUACAACUAUUUUCAUGGAAAAAUUCAAUCAUUCAAAUGAUAUAAAUGAUCUUGAAAAUGAUAACAAAACCCUUGGUCAUGAAGAACAUUCACUUAAUCAAGAAUCAUUUGGUGUUACAAAAAAAAUAUCCGAACAAACAUUGGUUGAUCAACCAAUCAAGAAACAAAUGAAUUCAACCACAUACAAUGCUAACAAAAUAAAACAUAUUAGUGAAGAAUCAAAUCAAUUAUCUGCAUAUUCCGAUAUUAUCAAGUAUUCUAUCGAAGGAGCUUCUAAGGGUAUCCCUGAGGAAGAUCAUAGUAACUGGAUGGAUUCUGGUACUAAAUUACAUACAUUAACCCUUCCAACCCAUAUUACUGAGAUUGAAUUGCAAAAUAAACCAAAAUUGCAAGACAAUAAUCUUCAGAGAAAGCCAUCUUUCAAUAGACUUGGAUUAAAAAUUCUGAGUAGUACUGGCAAAAAAUCAUCAAAUAUGAAUAAUCUCAUUAAUACCGCUGAUAGUACUAAAAAUCUUCAUAUAUUAAACACAUCGAAAAGCGUUCCCAAUUUCCCAUCAAAAUUGAAUUCUACUUCAACCGAAGAUGACUUUAUUGAACUGAAAUCUUCAUUUAAAAACUUUCCAACCAAAUCUGUUAGUAUUGAGAGUAUUCCACAAUCCCCAAUUGAAGAAAGAACUAGAAGAGUAUCAUUGAUUGAAACUACUUCUGAUCAUUUAACAUCGGAUUUGAAUGCUUCUCAUGAGAAAUGUAUAGCAAACAUUAGGAAUCAUUCGAAAAUUGAAUCACAAGGUGAAUUACAUGUGAAACGAUCAAAAUCUACUAGUUAUAUUAGUGGGCGUCCAUGUAAAAUCAGAAGAAGUGAAGAACGGUGGAAAUCAAUUAAUGAUGAGAAAGUGUUUUUACUGCAAGUAAAUGAAUCUUUACUUCCUUCGGUAUUAAAAACUGGUGAAAGUCCCAUCAUGGCAUCAAAGAGGAGACAACAAGAAUUCUUAGAAAAUGAUGGCCAGAGUCCAUAUAUUUCUCAUGAAUUAAAUCAUUCAGUUUCACCAGCAAAGUCAUUGCCCAAUCGAAUUUUUUCAAAUGAAAAAAUUGAAGAUGAUAACGAUGAUGAAAACUUACCUUAUAUUGAUGAAUUUGAAGAAACAAUUGAUCAAACUGAAUUUUGUGACUUUACUCAAGAUACUUUAAUGAUUCAAAACGAAACAGCUACUAGUUCACCUCGAGGUAAAAAGAAACCAUAUAAGUUUGGAGGGUUCGAUUAUGAUACUCAUCAUGGAGAUGAUUUAGAUGGAUUAGAAACAAUACCAAAAUCUUCGACAAAAGAUUCACCUCUUUGGAAUAAAAAUGAGGGAAAUAUAAAGAAAUCAUACAUAUCUGCUGAAGAUUGGGAAAAUAAUGCAGAGAAAUGGAAUGAAAGUCGAAAAAGAAUUGGAUCUUCUACACAUGGAGGAGUGAAAUUAAUGAUCAAUGGAGGCGUAUAUACCCCUGAAGUUGGCAACCCCAAAUCAGAACGACCUCCAUUUUUGCUACUGAACAGAUCAUUUUCUGCGCCAUCAUUGCAUACAUUCAGAGAUGUAUCUGGAUCUUCUAAAUCAAGUGGUGAAGAAAAAAUCGCAACUAAUUCAACACAUUUGACUUCAACGGGAGAAGAAAGUUUGAGUAAAUGUAGAACACCAACUGAUCAAAUUGUCGAGAUAAAUGAACCUCACACCGGAGGUAGUUCUUCACCCAUCAAACGGUUUUUCCAAGAAAGUCCCAAGAGGUUAAGCAGUGCCUUAAGAAGACAAUCAACGGGGAAAAGACAAAGCUUUGAACUCGGCAAUAUCAAAGGAUUGGAAGCAGGAACUUUCAGUCAUAAACAUAACAGUUCACUAGUUUCUAAUCCUUAUUCAGUCAUUUCUGGAAUAUCAUCUAAAUCUGGCUCUCCUAAAAAGUCUUUUAAACAAUUCCUUAAUAAGAAUUCGUAUCAUAAAAAGCAUUCAUCUGUACCAUCCGUCAUAUUAGCACCUUCUUUGAAAGAAGAUCAAAUACAACCAUCUAGUUGGUACAAUAGUCCAAAACUUUACUCCUAUGAACAACUGGCCUUCGAAUAUCAUGGUCCCCAGCCUAUCGAUAUGUGGGAUAUGGACCUUGAAACUACAAGAAGUUCUAAUAAAUCAAGAGUAAGUUCAUUACCAGGUUCAGUUAUUGGAGAAUAUGAUAAAGAAAAAUGGAGAACUAUGAAAUCACUUCAAAAUAAUGAAACAGUUGCAUUGAAAUUAAAUACUAUCGAUAUUUAA